AAGACAGACAUCAGACCUUUGGCUUGACUAGAACACCUACGAUAAUAAUCUCCAUUUUCUCCUAAAAAAAAUUUCUCGAUCCAACAACUCCAUCUUGACUCUCUCCUUCCAACACUCGAAGAGAUUCAAUACAUUCCCUUAAUCUCCCUCACUUGUCCUCUGAUUUCAGAGCUCUGGGAUCUUGUUUACUCAAAAAACUACCCAAAAGAGACGUUUUCCCCCCGAUAUGUGCUUGAAUUCUUAAAAAUUCGAAGAUGAUCGGGAGAAAAUCAGCCAUGGGAGGCAAAGCUUCCCCAUUUUUCCUCAUCAUCUUGUCUCUAGGCUUCUUCGUUGCGACCUACAAUCUAGUAACCCUAGUGAUCCACAAUCUGAACCAAGAAUCGUCAAAGGAGCUGAUGGGAGCUAGGGUUUCCGGCCGAAAAAUCGAUAUCUCUGAGGGAUCGAAGAGGUCGGGCCCGAGGAGGCCGUUCCACGUGGCGCUGACUGCGACGGACGCGGCGUAUAGCAAGUGGCAGUGCAGGAUAAUGUACUACUGGUAUAAGAAGAUGAAGGAGGAGGAGGGGUCGGAGAUGGGUGGUUUUACGAGGAUUUUGCACUCAGGGAACCCUGAUGAGUUGAUCGGGGAAAUCCCUACUGUUGUUGUUAACCCUCUCCCCAGCGGAAUGGAUCGGGGUUAUAUUGUCUUGAAUAGACCAUGGGCAUUUGUACAAUGGCUGGAGAAAACAGAAAUUGCGGAAGACUAUAUACUAAUGGCAGAACCAGAUCACAUCUUUGUAAAUCCUUUACCAAACUUGGCGCGAGGAGGUUAUCCAGCAGCAUUUCCAUUUUUCUACAUCAAACCCUCUGAAAAUGAAAAGAUCAUACGGAAGUUUUACCCUGAAGAUAAGGGUCCUGUGACUGAUGUGGACCCUAUUGGCAACUCUCCUGUUAUAAUUCAAAAGUCCCAGCUUGAAAAAGUUGCUCCUACAUGGAUGAAUGUCUCACUCAAAAUGAAAGAUGAUCCAGAGACAGAUAAAGCUUUUGGAUGGGUACUAGAAAUGUAUGCAUAUGCUAUAGCUAGCGCUUUACAUGGGGUGCAACACAUUCUUCGCAAAGAUUUCAUGAUACAGCCUCCUUGGGACUUAAAGGUGGGGAAGACAUUUAUAAUUCAUUAUACUUAUGGAUGUGACUACUCAUUAAAGGGCGAGCUAACUUAUGGAAAAAUUGGUGAAUGGCGCUUUGACAAAAGAUCAUAUCUUCGCGGUCCACCGCCAAGAAAUCUUUCCUUACCCCCAGCUGGGGUUCCUGAAAGUGUGGUUACCCUUGUGAAAAUGGUAAAUGAAGCUACAGCGAACAUUCCAGGCUGGGAAGAUGGAAGUUAACAGCAUAGCUUGAUAGAGUAGCAGUUCAAGGAAACUAACUUGCAGUGGUUCCAAACAUACAAACCGAAAGAGCAGACAUAAACAUACAGGAAAGGAUGCACCUAGAGAGAAGAUGAAGGAGAAAAGUUGUGUUGGAGAGAAGAUGAAGGAGAAAAGUUGUGUUGUUUUCCUAUGAACGAAAUCGCCAAUCAACAUGAAAGCUUCAUCGUGGCCAAGGAUUCAGUUUUAUUUUUAUUUAUCCAGUGUACUGUUCAUCUACAUGACUGUUGUGAAACGUAUCAUGUAAUUUGAGGAGAUGUAACUGGAACCUUCAAACAAGAGCACUCUUCAUAUGGUUUUGUAGGUAACUGUGAUUAAAGUGUUUAACUUUCAUAUUUAAAAGCAGAUUAGUAAAUUUUGUAGGUGAUAUCCGUCAUUGCUUUCAA
Molecule: messenger RNA, 1786 nt
Organism: Asparagus officinalis (garden asparagus)
Lineage: Eukaryota; Viridiplantae; Streptophyta; Magnoliopsida; Asparagales; Asparagaceae
Product: hydroxyproline O-arabinosyltransferase 3-like
Exons: 8
Coding region: 255-1361 (368 amino acids)
Molecular function (GO): glycosyltransferase activity
Source: RefSeq, a predicted model, not a curated record